Messenger RNA from Fimicolochytrium jonesii, 1419 nucleotides. RefSeq names its product Metallo-dependent phosphatase-like protein. The record is from RefSeq and is a predicted model, not a curated record. Gene Ontology annotation, biological process: peptidyl-serine dephosphorylation; double-strand break repair via homologous recombination. NCBI's taxonomy places the organism in Eukaryota, Fungi, Chytridiomycota, Chytridiomycetes, Spizellomycetales, Powellomycetaceae. Gene Ontology annotation, cellular component: nucleus; cytoplasm. Bases 221 to 1138 code for a protein of 305 amino acids. Gene Ontology annotation, molecular function: protein serine/threonine phosphatase activity. The transcript is spliced from 10 exons.
CUCUUGCCGACUUGCCUCCCGCUCACAACUCAACUGUGCUGCGUUCUACAACUUUCCCACCCAUAACCACACACGCACAGACGCACCUGCAGCACUGCUGCCGUCAACGCGUAGACUCAGUGAGCGUAGCAUAGCAUAGCUAGCCUGCAUACAUAGCGUCCAAAGUCGUUCUCGUCAGUCUCAGAGCAUUUCAUAAGGGGCACAGCACAGCUCAUUCGCCAUGCCCAGCGACCUCGAUAGACAAAUAGACCAGCUUCGCCGCUGCGAAAUCAUAACGGAGAGCGAAGUGAAAGACUUAUGCAACAAGGCGCGGGAGAUCCUGGUAGAGGAGAGUAACGUGCAGCGCGUGGACGCUCCUGUGACGAUAUGCGGAGAUAUCCACGGCCAGUUUUAUGACCUGAAGGAGCUGUUUCGGGUGGGUGGGGAAUGUCCAACGACUAAUUAUCUAUUCAUGGGGGACUUUGUGGAUCGAGGAUUUUACAGCGUAGAAACGUUCUUGCUGCUGUUAGCGCUUAAAGUCCGAUAUCCGGAUAGGAUAACACUGAUCCGCGGCAACCACGAAAGCCGGCAAAUCACGCAAGUAUACGGCUUCUACGACGAGUGCCUGCGCAAAUACGGAUCGGUGAACGUAUGGCGGUAUUGCUGCGAGAUAUUCGACUACCUGAGCUUGUCGGCGAUCAUAGACGACAAGAUCUUCUGUGUGCAUGGAGGACUAUCACCGGCUAUCCAGACGCUUGAUCAAAUACGAAUCAUAGAUAGAAAGCAAGAAGUACCGCACGACGGGGCGAUGUGCGACCUACUGUGGUCCGACCCGGAAGAUAUCGAAGGAUGGGGUCUGAGUCCACGAGGUGCUGGAUUUCUCUUCGGGGGAAAUGAAGCCACAAAGUUCGUCCACGAAAACAACCUCACUCUCAUCGCACGUGCCCACCAACUCGUUAUGGAGGGGUACAAAACCAUGUUCAAAAACACUGUUGUGACGGUCUGGUCUGCGCCAAAUUACUGCUACAGAUGUGGAAACGUGGCAGCGAUCCUGGAACUGGAUGAACACCUAAGCGCGAAUUAUAAGAUCUUUGAAGCUGCGCCACAGGAGGCGAGAGGGUUACCUAACCGAAAACCAGCGCCAGAGUAUUUCCUCUAAAUUACCUACCAAAACCCCGCCUUCCGAAUCACCCGAAGACCGGGUUCGGUUGUCCCUCCCGCAUCGUCGAAAAGAAGCAUAACUAAUAACCUCACGGCAGGGGCUCGUCAACAACACAAACCCUGGCAAAACCGCUUGUGUCUUUCAGACGCACGUUUUAUAGUCGCGAAACGGCGUACGAGCAGGUCAUUUCUUUGCUCCCUCGCCUCUGACCCCGAUGCGGUCAGUACAACUGCUCUUCUCACGCAUCACGCACACCGAGAGUUAGCCGACCCCGCCAG